GGAAGGCUGGCGCAUUGAGGCUAAAGGGGAAGGACGAACUCGCCCUGUUUGUUUAAUUUUGCAAGGGGCAGCUUGGCGGCUUUUGCAUCCGUCCCUUCGAUCACACCUGUAAUCAAGACCUCGAUCGAGGUCCGAUCGGCCUCUAUACAAUUGCGGAUACGGCGGAUGCGUCGGCAUGUCUGUCCCUUGCUUGGCCGUCCCAUUCAAUCGUGCGCAGUCGAGACGUCGCUCUUGGGUGCCCGCCGUGCGCAGCAGUCCCUCCGACGCCCUGCCUACCGUCCUCGGCAACCGCAGCAGGACGCUGAUACUCCGGGUGUCGUCGUACACAAGCAUGCUGAUCUUCCCAGGACCUGAAGCCGAUCCACUCGCGAGGAAAGUGGCGAGCUCGACGGCGUGCGACACGUUGCAUCUCGCUGAUGUCGAGGACUAUUGUGCGCUAGGCGCGUCAUCGAGCAGUAUAGGUCACUGCACAGGCGCGGCCGUUCCUUUGCGCAGUAGCGGUCGAGCCGACGCCGCUUGUGGCAUGUGCAGUCCCCAUCGUGCGCUCCACAGGAGCCUCGCGAGCAGGACGCGCGCUGUGGGUCGAAAGCUGUCCGGUCCGCCACCUCCCGAGCCGUCAACAGUCGCAUCACCCCCGCGCGUCUGAAUUGGCUGCGCAAUCCGCUACCUGUCAAGGCUUUCGGGGUGUACUCAUGCAAGCGUGCGUGCAGGUUGACGUCUUCUGUCAGAUGGAUUAGCCCCCGAGGUCGACGGCGUGUUUGGGAAUGUGGUCGCUCGAAGACGCCCUCUCAGAUUAUUCAUUGCACUUAGGUAUCGUCGCAGAAGAAGGAGGGUCUCCUCAGGUGGAGAACAUGUUAUGGAACGAACUACUUCUCUAUGAAGGGACAGUAUGGUCAAUACGCACGAGACUCGCCUGAGAGGAAGAAACCCUUAUACUGAGGCGCAUAUCCUCUUCGUAGAGGACGUGCGUCGGUUUAUUCGGCCUCCUCCCGCCAGGUAGUUCCAUGCGCCCAGAUUGCGAGUAAUAAGGGCCAUUGAGACGAAUAUCGA
Molecule: messenger RNA, 1050 nt
Organism: Schizophyllum commune H4-8
Lineage: Eukaryota; Fungi; Basidiomycota; Agaricomycetes; Agaricales; Schizophyllaceae
Exons: 1
Coding region: 176-646 (156 amino acids)
Source: RefSeq, a predicted model, not a curated record